AUGGAGGUGUACGUGCACACACUGCGACUGCGCGUGCGAGAUGCAGCCCAUUUGUGCUGGACGGCAGCCUUCCCGUCAGAUCGUCCGUCGGGUGUCUAUUCGGUCUAUACGUGUAUCAUCAACGGCAGCCUGCUGGCCUGGAGCUUUGCCGUAGUGCUUUCGCACCCGUGCGAAACGGUGGCGGGGCGGUGGGUGUACGCGGGCAUGGCGCACUGCUUCAUCAAUAUGAUUUUCGCUGUCUUGGUAGUGGUGCUGACGAGACGGCAGAUCGCCGCCGGCAUUCCAGAAGAGAUGUCACAGUGGCUCGUGUGUUUCUCUAACCCUCUCAUCGCGGUGUACUCGCUGUACGUAGUGUGGGAGAUUUUAUGGAUAAUCGCGGUCGGACAGUUUUCCGACGGCAAUCCCCACACCACCUGCUCCUCGCACCUGAGCGUGCAAGUUGCCUUCCUGGUGUUCUACCUGCUGGUCGGCUUUUUUCUCUUCUACAGCACGCUCAUCACGGAGCGGUGGCGCCGACCGAGGUGGCGGCGCCUCGCGGCGAUGCGCCACGACUACCUUCACCGCACACGCAGCCGGUAUACCGUUCGCUGGAACGAUGAGUACACUUCCGUCGACGGCGACGGGGAGCCUGUAGACCUGGACCGGGUAGGGAUGUCGCCUCUUGACGCCACAGAGCGCACCACCACACUGGAUUACGCGAGUAUCACGGAUGACUCGACGACGGCGGCGGGCGAUGGGCGGUACCGCGAUAGUCGCGAUGCACGCGGCUGA
Messenger RNA from Leishmania mexicana MHOM/GT/2001/U1103, 771 nucleotides. RefSeq lists its product as hypothetical. Lineage: Eukaryota; Euglenozoa; Kinetoplastea; Trypanosomatida; Trypanosomatidae. The transcript has a single exon. The coding region runs from base 1 to 771 and encodes 256 amino acids. The record is from RefSeq and is a predicted model, not a curated record.